Arctia plantaginis is the source of this 891-nucleotide messenger RNA. The record is from the annotation of a GenBank genome assembly. Lineage: Eukaryota; Metazoa; Arthropoda; Insecta; Lepidoptera; Erebidae.
AUGAUGUCUGUUACUGAAAAAAGUGAAUUAUUUUGGGAUUUUAAAGGAUGUGUGGACACGGUCGACAACUGGCCGUUGAUGUCUUCGCCGUUUCCCAUGCUGACAUUCACCGCUUCAUAUCUGUUAUUUGUACUAAAAUAUGGCCGGGUAUAUAUGAAGAAUCGUGAGCCAUACAAUUUGAAGAAUGUUAUUGUACUAUACAAUAUUUUACAAGUGAUCGCAUCCGCGUAUUUAGUUUACUUAGCAAUGACGCUGUCAUGGCCACAUGGAUGGGUUGCAAAAACUUGUCUUCUGGAAAAGGAAGACACAAGAGAUAAGCUCACAGUGGUGUUGUAUUACUACUUCUUGGCCAAAAUGAGUGAAGUUUUUGAUACGAUAUUCUUUGUAUUGCGGAAGAAAUACAACCAGGUUUCAUUUCUACACGUCUACCAUCACACACUAAUGAUAGUUACAAGUUGGAUUUUCCUAAAAUAUGAACCGAUAUAUCCUUCGUUAUUUAUCAGAAAUAUUAACUCUUUUGUACAUAUUAUUAUGUACACGUAUUACGCACUAGCAUCUUUUCCUAGCUUAAGGAAAUAUCUAUGGUGGAAGAAGUACAUUACUAGCUUGCAGCUGGUACAGUUCGUUCUGGUCUUCAUUCAUUUUGCGUUAACUUACGCAAUUUCGGAAUGCACUCCUUCUUUUCUUCUAGGUCUGACCGUUUUUGGAAAUAGCAGUUUCUUUGUAUACUUAUUUGGUCAAUUUUAUUGGAAAACCUAUAAGAACAGGGAAAAUAAAAAGUAUAUUAAAAAGGAAAAUGAAAACAGUAAUAAUGAAACCUAUUAUCUCAAAAAUAAUAACAAUAUCAACACCACAAAUGCUGGACGAAAGAACAUUAUGAAAGCAAGGUAA